Pleuronectes platessa (European plaice) is the source of this 2826-nucleotide messenger RNA. RefSeq names its product mitogen-activated protein kinase kinase kinase 12-like. Lineage: Eukaryota; Metazoa; Chordata; Actinopteri; Pleuronectiformes; Pleuronectidae. Gene Ontology annotation, biological process: protein autophosphorylation; JNK cascade. The coding region runs from base 1 to 2826 and encodes 941 amino acids. Gene Ontology annotation, molecular function: ATP binding; JUN kinase kinase kinase activity. The record is from RefSeq and is a predicted model, not a curated record. The transcript has 13 exons.
AUGGCGCUCGUUCUAGAAUCUCGUGCCCCCUCUCCUUCCCUCUCUGGCUUCAACUCUCCCCUCUCUGAUCCUCCAUCCUUCCGGCGAUUCAGUGCGGAAACACCAUGCACCCCGGAAAUGGAGCUGACCCCGACUCAGUGCGUCCUGCGCAACGUCCUCUCCAUAAACACCGGGUGCGAGGUGGAGCCUGUGGGCGGUGGAGGAGAGGGUCAGACUGUUUGCGGGCACAACCAGACACCGGGCGAUGAGCAACAGGAGCACUUUGCCAACAGUGUCCUGAAGCUCCACGAGCACGAUGGGUGUCCAGGGAGGACAGAGGGCGAGGGGCAGGAGGCGGACGGCGGCGCCCUCAGGUGCCAGGCCGACGCCGCCAGGCUCCAGUGCCAACCCAGCGGAGGAAGCGGAGGGUUCCUGGAGGGGUUGUUUGGAUGUCUGCGUCCUGUCUGGACUAUGAUCGGCAAAGCGUACUCCACGGAGCACAAACACAACCUGGAUGAGGCGUGGGAGGUCCCAUUCGAGGAGAUAUCCGACCUGCAGUGGGUCGGCAGCGGAGCUCAGGGCGCCGUCUUCCUGGGCAAACUGUACGGACAGGAAGUGGCCGUCAAGAAAGUGAGAAACAUCAAGGAGACCGACAUCAAGCACCUGCGUAAGCUCAAACACCCCAACAUCAUCACCUUCAGAGGUAUUUGUACCCAGGCUCCAUGUUACUGCAUCCUCAUGGAGUACUGUGCCCAGGGACAGCUGUACGAGGUGCUGAGAGCAGGCAGGAAGAUCACUCCCUCCCUGCUCAUGGACUGGGCCAUGGGGAUCGCCGGGGGCAUGAACUACCUCCACCUCCACAAGAUCAUCCACAGAGACCUCAAGUCACCAAACAUGCUGAUCACCUACGACGACUCAGUGAAGAUCUCGGACUUCGGCACGUCCAAAGAGCUCAGCGACAAGAGCACCAAGAUGUCCUUCGCUGGGACGGUGGCCUGGAUGGCUCCCGAGGUCAUCCGCAACGAGCCUGUCUCGGAGAAGGUGGACAUUUGGUCGUUCGGCGUGGUGCUGUGGGAGAUGCUGACCGGAGAGGUGCCCUACAAGGACGUGGACUCAUCCGCCAUCAUCUGGGGGGUGGGCAACAACAGUCUGCAGCUGCCGGUGCCUGAAAGCUGUCCAGAGAGCUUCAAGCUGCUCCUGCGUCAGUGCUGGAACUGCAAACCAAGAAACAGGCCGUCUUUCCGACAGAUCCUCCUGCACCUGGACAUCGCCUCAGCAGAUAUUUUAUGUACUCCACAGGAAACGUACUUCCAGACUCAGGUGGAGUGGAGGGACGAGGUGAGGCUCCACUUUGAGCAGCUCAAAUCCGAGGGCACGUGUAUCCACCGGCUGGACGAGGAGCUGAUCAAACGACGCAGAGAAGAACUGAGACAUGCACUGGACAUCCGGGAGCACUACGAGAGGAAGCUGGAGAGAGCCAACAAUCUCUACAUGGAGCUUAAUGCCAUCAUGCUGCAGCUGGAAAUCAAAGAGAAAGAACUGCUCAAGAGGGAGCAUUCACUGGAUAAGAAGUACCCGGGCUGCUUCAAGCACCCCAGCUCCAGACAGUCAGCCUCCUCCAACUCCAUGGAGAAACUGCUGAAGAGACGCAACGUACCUCAGAAACUGCCCUCGUACAGCAAGAGGCCGGACUUGCUAAAGUCAGAGGUCAUCCUCCCAAAACUGGACUCCUCCAUGACCCAGGUCACGAUACCCAACAAAGGCUCUACCUCCCCUGGCCGCUCACGCAGAGGAAAGCCCCGCUACAGGAAGGCUGGAAAAGGCAGCAGUGGGGAUUUGGCUCAGCUGAAAGCCACCCUCUCUUCGUCUUUAGCAAUGGUCAAUGUCACGUCAUCCGUUCCCAGCAGCAAGCACCAUCUAGACCCCAGUGCGGCCCUCAGGGGCCUGCAGCAUGACCUGCUGCUCAAGAAGAUGUCCUCCUCGAGCCCCGACCUCAUCUCCACCACCCUGGAGGCCGAGGGCCGGAGGAAGGGGCAGGUGAGGCCCGGGCUGGACAGGGUGGGCAGCCAGAGCGCCUCAGCCGGUCUGGGGGAGAGCAGAAGGACUGAUGGGGCAGAGGAGGGGCCGAAUGUAGGUGGAGGGGCCGACAACCUGGCGGGAACACCUCCGCGAAGUGACACGCCCAGCGAGGACGCAGCUUCUAUUCCGUUCUCCAGCAGCCCCGACUCGCCGUGCGGCCGGGGAGCCGCCGCGGGGAGGACGUCUGUGCUCGGCUGCCCCCGCGUUCCCCACGACAGCGAGGAGAAGGAGGAGGCAACGGUGAUCACGCGCUCACCCAGGAGUCAGCGGCUCACGCCUGCAGCGCUGCUCUACAGGGCAGCAGUGACACGCAGUCAGAGACGUGGCGUGUCGUCAGAGGAAGAAGAAGGAGAAGUGGACAGUGAGGUGGAGCUGCCGAGAAGACGGCGUCCCGUGAGCAUGACCAAGUGCCAGUCCCUGUCCACGUUUAGCUCGGAGAACUUGUCGGUGUCGGACGGCGAGGAGGGGAACACCAGUGACCACUCCCACAGCGGGACGCCGGACGUGGUCAGCACCAAUACCGACGAGCGUCUGGACGACAAGAGCGAUGACCUGCUGUCCCAGGGCUCGGAGAUUCCCGCCGACCCGACUGACCAGCUGGCCUCCGACGGGCUGUCUGAGAAGGAAGCCAUACUGCGACAAGUCAAGACCCAUCUCGCAUCAAACGACCAUAACUAUGAGGGUCUGUACGACGACUCCGACUGUGACAGCGCCGAGCUGGACCACUCAGGCAGCGCCGAGCCCAGCCAGCCUCCAGCCAACUGGUGA